CCAAAUCAAAGAUGAAUAUUCAUUGCGUUGUUCUUGUUCUGGUGUGUGCGGCAUGUUUUGUGCAGACGAGACUGAUCCUAGGAAAGAGAGCACGUAGCGACAAUCUCGUCUCGCAUAAAGUGGGUGACAUAAAUGCGUUCUUAUUGGAAACUGGUACAGUAGCCUGCCCUACCGGUCCUGGAUUCUCUUGUGAAAUGAACGAUAACUGCUACCAAUCGAUGAGAGAGCUUUGCAACGAUGUGUCUAUUUGUAUGGACGAAGAUAUGUGCUCAGCCGUACCACCUGAAUUCCAGGAAGUAUGCCAAUCGGCUAGUGAUAUGACUCGUGUAAUGGUAUGUCAGGCAGCUGAUAUGAUCGACUGGGUUGACACCCGUGGUCUAUAUCCUCAUUUUGUGGAUUCCAACCCAGAGACAGACCUGGCUGUGUUUGGUGCUGUGUGGGCAAUGGGAUUUAAAUUUUGUGAUGAUGGUCGUUUGAAGUGUCCUGAUGAUAAUUGUAUGAGCCACGCUGAAAUGUGUGACAAUGGCAUUGACUGCAGUUGUGGUGGUAUGAAGGGUUUGAUUGAUAUGAUGGUUCAAGAAACAAAAAUGGCACUGGAAUUCAACACAGGUGGAAUAGUAGAACGUUCUUUGCCACAACCAGUACAGAAGAUAAGACGAUUUCUAAAGACCAUCACUAAGUAGUCGAUAAGUGGUGAAUGUAGCAACUAGUAACGUUAAUAGUAGCAGCUUACAGAUAGUUACGAAUACAUUAAAGUACAGUGACAUUUAAAAGUACCCUCUUCACAAUUUGUCUGGAAUAUAGAGUAACUGUUGAUUUGGUAUGUAAUUAUGCAGAAUAAAGAUGGUGUAUUCAAUGAAA
Molecule: messenger RNA, 861 nt
Organism: Saccoglossus kowalevskii
Lineage: Eukaryota; Metazoa; Hemichordata; Enteropneusta; Harrimaniidae
Source: RefSeq, a predicted model, not a curated record